Messenger RNA from Drosophila mojavensis, 2620 nucleotides. RefSeq names its product carbonic anhydrase-related protein 10 (gene CARPB). The coding region runs from base 466 to 1443 and encodes 325 amino acids. Gene Ontology annotation, molecular function: carbonate dehydratase activity; zinc ion binding. The transcript has 9 exons. Lineage: Eukaryota; Metazoa; Arthropoda; Insecta; Diptera; Drosophilidae. The record is from RefSeq and is a predicted model, not a curated record.
ACAGUUUUGCUCGAAACGUCAACACAGGCGGUCGCCAUGGCCCAGCGCGCUCCUCUUCCGUCGCGGCAAACUUUACGUCGCGUGUGAAUUUCUACGUGAGUUUCGCUGCGGCUCCUGUUGCAAGUGAAGUGUGUGUGCAGUUCGCGCUCUGACGUUGCCGGCAACAAAAUAGAAUAGAAAAGGAGUUCCUUUUUUUUCCAGUGAUUUAUAAUUGCAACUGAAAAGGCAAAUGAAACUGCAUAGACAUCACCGAAAUUAAGACGCUCAGCAGAUGACGAGAGGCUCGACUCGACCAAAAUAUAGGCUUAGUUCAGCUGAUGAUAUUCGUACUUCGAGCCCAGUUGCGCCGGAAUUUUGUUAAUCAUUAAGUUCAUGGGUCGCAUUGUAGCUGUUUCUGCCCCGAAGUCUUAGAGAACGAGCCGGUUAAAGUCACAAUAUUCGUCGCAUACCACAAGCUAAUGAAAGAUGGAGCUGCUGCAGUUGCUGUGCUACACAUUCCUGCUGCUACUGUCGAGGAUGCUGGUCCUGCAAGCCGUCAGCUGGGAGGAAUGGUGGACCUACGAUGGCAUCUCAGGUCCUGCAUUUUGGGGUCUUAUCAAUCCGGAAUGGUCGCUCUGCAACAAGGGACGUCGCCAGUCUCCGGUGAACCUGGAACCACAACGUUUGUUAUUUGAUCCGAAUCUGCGCUUGAUGCAUAUAGACAAGCACAGGAUAAGUGGAAUUAUAAGCAACACCGGACACAGCGUAAUAUUUACGGCCGGCAAUGAUACAGUCGCCAACUAUGAUGGCAUGCAGACGCCAGUGAAUAUAUCUGGCGGUCCACUCUCGUACCGCUAUCGCUUCCAUGAGAUACACAUACACUACGGGCUCAACGAUCAAUUUGGCUCCGAGCACAGCGUCGACGGCUAUACGUUCCCUGCAGAGAUACAAAUAUUCGGUUACAACUCCCAGCUCUACGCAAAUUUCUCAGACGCACUGAACCGGGCCCAGGGCAUCGUCGGCGUCUCCAUUCUACUGCAGCUGGGCGACCUCUCCAAUCCCGAGCUGCGCAUGCUGACCGACCAGCUGGAGCGCAUUCGUUACGGUGGCGAUGAGGUCUUUGUGAAGCGGCUCUCCAUACGCGGACUGCUGCCCGACACGGACCACUACAUGACGUACGAUGGCUCGACAACGGCUCCAGCCUGCCACGAGACCGUCACCUGGGUUGUGCUGAACAAGCCAAUCUACAUAACGAAACAACAGUUGCACGCACUGCGCCGCCUGAUGCAGGGCAGUCCCGACCAUCCCAAGGCUCCGCUGGGCAACAACUAUCGUCCGCCGCAGCCGCUGCUGCAUCGACCCAUUCGCACGAACAUUGACUUCAAGACGGCGAAGACAAAGGCCGCUUGCCCCACCAUGUACCGCGAGGUCUAUUAUAAAGCUACUAGUUGGAAACAAAACUAAAAGUCAAUGCCAUAGCGCUCAGUUCUAAGCGUGAGACGUUAGAAGCGCGUGGCUUGCAAAAGGAGCUUCCACUAAACAUAUAUAUACAUAUACGUAUAUAUAUAUUUAAAGUUAAAUAAUAAAAGAGCGAUAGACAGCGAACGAGAGGCAGAGUGGGCAGAGAGUGCGAAAAGAAAUGGAGUAUCGACGGCGCAUUACGAAAAGGCAAUUAAAUACAUACAAACACACACACACUCACAUAUAUACACGAAUAUAGUACAUAUAGAGACAUAUACAUAUGAAGAGAACCCUCUUAAAUAUAUUAUACAUAAAUAAGCAUAAAUAAGCAUUUAAGGUGAAUUUUUUUUUUAAUGAGCCCUAUAAAGACGCCUGUUAAAUGUUUUUUUUUUUUUUUUUGUAAUUUUUUUUGUGUAACUUAUAAGUAAGAUAAAGUCAUAAAUGGACAUUAAUCAUAAAUAUAUAUGAAUAUAUAUAUACAUAUAUGUAUGUAAUAAUAAAUAUAUUGUAUAAUGAGUUAAGAGACGCCCUGAGAGUGUCACAGCAACAAUAAUAUCAAACGAAUAGUAAAAAUGAAACUUUAGUCGUAAUUGAAUAUCUAUAGCUACUUAUAAUCAGAAAGUAUCGAAGAAUAAUAAUUAACGACAACCGAACAGAUGUCAGCUAGUGAAUGUUACUAAUGUAGUAGAGGCAUUAUGCAAGACCCACCCGUGCUAUAUACUGUAUUUAUAAAUACUAUAUACAAAAUCGUAGAUAUAUACUAUAUAUAUAAAUACAUAUAUAUAUAUAUAUAUAUAUAUACAUAUAUCGAGAACACACUUACAUAUAUACGUACUUAUAACAAUUUGUAUAGAUUGUAUGGAUCAAAUAUUGAUAACUCCUGAUCCCGCCUCCCACAUAUACUGAAGAGCCAAUCGAGCUGUGCGUAUAAUGGUAACGGGCUUUCUCUUCCCCCUACCUCUCCCCCCUCCCCUUAACAAACUGUACACGCUUAAUAAAUAUAUAUAUAUUUUUUUCGAAUUCUUUUCUCUUUUGCCGCCCGCCCAAUUAUUUUAAUGGAUAGCAAAAUAUGACAUGUUCCUUUCAAUAUCUGUUCAACAUAGUUAUAUAACAAACAUAUAUCUGUCAAUAUAAAAAUCUUACCAAGUUCAAAAUAAAUCAAAUAUGCUUAUUAUUUGUU